Molecule: messenger RNA, 259 nt
Organism: Pyricularia oryzae 70-15
Lineage: Eukaryota; Fungi; Ascomycota; Sordariomycetes; Magnaporthales; Pyriculariaceae
Exons: 4
Coding region: 1-156 (51 amino acids)
Source: RefSeq, a predicted model, not a curated record
AUGGCACGCAACCGUUGGUUCAACCCGCUAGCAGUAGAACCCGUUGCCGAAGUUUCAGGCCAGUGCACCCAGCAACGGCGCAACGGUCACUUGCUGACGGAAAAAGGAAGCUGGGCCGGACGUCUUUCGCACCCCAGUUUACUACGAAGUAGUUGAGCCACUGGGGGCGAGCCCCAAUAAACCGGGAGGGCCAGUGCUGGGGAAUACCACACAAUGCUGGUCCGGACCCCCCUUGGAGACAGAUCCUUGUGAUAUCGAG